UGGGAGACCGUGUGAGAGCUCCGUGAAUCUUGACAAUCACUUUCUUGAGAGGUCUCGAUCCCAGUAAAGCACCAUGUCGGCUCUCUUCAACUUCCAGUCCCUCCUGCUGGUCAUCCUGCUCAUCAUCUGUACGAGCACCUAUGUCCAUGCCAUGCUGCCCGGAUUCAUGGAUCGCAAUCGUCAUGGCUUCUUCGGGAUAUUCUGGAAAUGCGCUCGAGUCGGGGAACGACUAAGUCCAUACGUCAGCAUCUGCUGCGUCUUGAUGGCUGUGUCCAUCUUCCUUGGUGGCUGAGAUCUAUCUAUCUAUCAACCCUUUCUCGUUCUUAUCCAUAUUCCCCCUAUUAUGACUUCAAGAUGGCAUGGUCUUUCUUACCAGGCAAUCGGCGUUACUAGUCUUCGUGUCGGGUUGAGCAUCACGUUCCGUGGCCAGGAGUUGAAUCUGAAUCUUUUUUCUCUUUCCAUUAUUCUAUCUCGUAUUGUACAUAAAAGGGUGACGUUUUAUACAGCGCAGAAUCAUAAGUGCAUCCAGGUUUUGGAAGACCG
Aspergillus steynii IBT 23096 is the source of this 543-nucleotide messenger RNA. Its product is annotated as protein kish. NCBI's taxonomy places the organism in Eukaryota, Fungi, Ascomycota, Eurotiomycetes, Eurotiales, Aspergillaceae. Gene Ontology annotation, biological process: intracellular transport; protein secretion. The record is from RefSeq and is a predicted model, not a curated record. The transcript is spliced from 4 exons. The coding region runs from base 74 to 292 and encodes 72 amino acids.